Molecule: messenger RNA, 1229 nt
Organism: Ambispora gerdemannii
Lineage: Eukaryota; Fungi; Glomeromycota; Glomeromycetes; Archaeosporales; Ambisporaceae
Source: the annotation of a GenBank genome assembly
AUUCUCAGCAUGCUCGCAUUGUGGUUGAAAAUCCCGUUGUCGACUUGGACGGCGACGAAAUGACACGCAUAAUUUGGCAAAAUAUCAAAGAAAAUCUUAUCUUGCCAUAUCUUCAACUCGAUAUUAAAUAUUAUGAUUUGGGAAUUGAAAGUCGUGACGCUACCAAUGAUCAAGUUACUAUAGAUGCUGCUAAAGCAAUUCAAAAAUACAAUGUUGGCAUAAAAUGUGCGACCAUUACACCGGAUGAAGCGAGAGUCAAAGAGUUUAAUUUGAAAGAAAUGUGGAAAUCUCCAAAUGGGACCAUUCGUAAUAUUUUAAAUGGCGUAGUUUUUCGUGAACCCAUAUUAUUGGAGAGUGUUCCUCGAAUUGUGCCUAAUUGGGAUAAACCAAUAGUUAUUGGUAGACAUGCUUUUGGUGAUCAGUAUAAAGCAACAGAUGUUAUUGUUGAUCAACCUGGAAAGCUUGAACUGCACUUUAUCCCCGAUGACAACAUUUCUUCACCUCAGUCGUGGCCAGUUUAUGAAUUUAAGAGUCCUGGGGUUGCUAUGGCCAUGUAUAACGUUGAUGAAUCAAUCGAAGGCUUUGCUAACAGUAGCUUCCAAAUGGCGCUGAAAAAGGAAAUGCCAUUGUAUCUCAGCACUAAAAAUACGAUCUUGAAAAAAUACGAUGGACGCUUUAAAGAUAUCUUUCAAGAUGUUUACGAGAAAAAAUACAAAGAACAAUUCGAAGCCAAGAAUAUCUGGUAUGAACAUAGACUCAUUGACGAUAUGGUUGCUCAAGUUGUCAAAUCAAACGGGGGAUUUGUAUGGGCAACUAAGAACUAUGAUGGAUGUCCAGCUCAAGGAUUUGGCUCACUGGGAUUGAUGACUAGUGUUCUUGUAACACCCGAUGGAAAAACCAUGGAAGCAGAAGCUGCGCAUGGUACAGUCACUAGACAUUAUAGAGAGUUUCAAAAGGGAAAAGAAACAUCGACAAAUCCAAUUGCUUCUAUUUUUGCAUGGACGCGUGGACUCGGUCAUCGAGCAAGUCUGGAUAAUAAUGAAGCACUACUCAAAUUUGUUCAAGAUCUUGAAAAAGCAUGUAUUGAUACAGUAGAUGUUGAUGGUAAAGUGACGAAAGAUCUGGCAUUAGCUAUUCAUGGGAACAAGCUUCAACGUGAGCAUUAUGUAACUACCACGGAAUUCUUAGAACAAAUCAAAUUGAACCUAAAACGGAUCCGAAAUGAUUAA